Molecule: messenger RNA, 980 nt
Organism: Malus domestica (apple)
Lineage: Eukaryota; Viridiplantae; Streptophyta; Magnoliopsida; Rosales; Rosaceae
Source: RefSeq, a predicted model, not a curated record
AUGGAUUUGAUUAGUUGCUGGAAUGCGAGCACAAGGGACUACUCAACAAUGAAUCAAGCAAACGGUGCAAGUUCAAACAAGUUGCCUUCUUCUAGGUACAAAGGAGUAGUGCCGCAGUCAAAUGGCAGAUGGGGAGCUCAGAUAUACGAGAAGAGUAAUCGUGUGUGGUUGGGAACCUUCUAUGAUGAAGAAGAAGCUGCUAAAACCUACGACAUUGCCUCGCUAAAGAUCCGGGGUCUUGAUGCUAUCACACAGAUCAGUCGAAACCAAAUGAAACCCUACGAAUGUGAUGUCACCGAGGCCCUUUUCUUGGAGUCCCAUUCCAAGGCUGAGAUAGUUGACAUGCUUCGAAAACAUUCUUAUGCCAACGAGCUCGAGAUGUACAAGCAUAAGUUAUACAAUGGUUGUGCGGCUUGUGCCCUAGGCCUUGAUGAUGGCGGAAAGCGUAUGAAGUGUUACCAUGAUUUUAUGGACACAUGUAGUCGCGAGAGGGAGUUGCUUUUCGAGAAAGUGGCAACACCAAGCGACGUAGGUAGAUUGAACCGCAUGGUUAUACCAAAACGAUAUGCUGAGAAGCAUUUUCAGGUUCAUCAGAGUGUAGGGUUUGGUAAAGGAGUGUUAUUGAAAUUUGAGGAUGAGGUGGGUAAACUGUGGAGGUUUGGGUAUUGUUAUUGGAGUAGCAGUCAGAGUUAUGUGUUGAGCAAAGGGUGGAUUCGGUUUGUGAAGGAGAAGAAGCUGAAAGUUGGUGAUGUUGUGAGGUUUGAGAGAUCGGUAGGGGAGGAUAAGAAGCUGUUCAUUGACUGUAGAUCAAGAAACCUCGACAUUUCGGGGAUCGGGGAGAUACAUGGUACUGUUGGUGACCCUCCAGCGACGGUUCAAGAUGAUGGAGUGGUGAGGUUGUUCGGCGUCAACAUAUCACGGAAACCUGUGCAUUGCAGAGAAUAGCAGGUGUUGGAGGCUUGGAGCAUGUUCAAUAAGUU